GAACGUCAAACUGACAGAAGCUCGAGUUUUACGCACGUGUACUUGUGUUUUGUGACCAUAAAAGUGUUAUGAUAUAAUAAAAAUGGGUAAAUUCAGAUCAAAACUCAAGGGCCAAACAAAGGGAAAGAGAUGGCAGAAGGGACAGUCAUCGAAUUCGAACCCCAAAACUCAAAAAUACAGAGAAAUGGCCAAAUCCCGGUUUUUCCAAGAAAAUUUAAGCAACUCCAGUUUAACCCAACAAGCCGUGCUCAAACACAAUGCAAUGUUGACAUACGGACACAGUACUGGUAAGCAAAAAUCAGAAGCAGAGAAUGAAUUGACAAUUGCUAAGGAGUUUGAAAAUAUGUCCGUGCAAGGUUCAAAGGCAGAAGAGGGUUCCGAAUCGGAAUACACAGUGUCUACAAAGUCUGGAACGUAUAAAACUUUCCAGACGUUUGCAUCGGAUUGGAGUCGAUGCAGCAAUGUCAGUUUUAGCAAGUUAUUAACGAAAUUUGAUCCAAACAAUCCAGUACAUAAAGAGAUGCUGGCUGUGUUGGCUGCUGUCACUGAGGCGAUAAAGGAACAAGGUGGAAAAGAAACAACCACUGAAUACUUUGCUGCAUUGAUGCAAACUCUAAAAACAUCGGAAGGUGAAGAAAAUAUAGUACCAAUUCUUUCACUAUUAGCGAUGGGCAUAAAAUCUGUUACUCAAGGAGUAUUAAGAAAACUCUUUUCCGACGCGGCCACGAUUUUCACCGAUGUCUUAGAAAAAAAUUCGCAAUCCGAAAAUGGCCAGCUACUUAGAAGUACUAUCGGUUGUCUGUCUGUGUUAUUACGUGCUCAGGAAUAUGCUCUGUGGGGUGAUUCUUCAACGAUGAGAGUAUUUGAAUCUGUGCUAGCUUUCUCGUUGCAUUCAAAACCCAAGGUCCGUAAAGCAGCACAGCAUGCCGUCACUGCAAUAUUGAGAGGAAGCUGCUUUAUGAUUCCAUCUGAGGAUCAGAAUAUUAAGGCACCCAAGAUACAUCCAGCAGCAAACCGAGUUGCCGAAUUCUGUUUGGAUCAAAUCAAACCGGAGGCCCUAUUGUCCGGCCAUCGCACGGUUCUGCACACACUGACCAUGCUCCGUGACAUUUUGCCCGUCUUCAGCAAAGAUAAUAUAAAGUCGGUAUGCGAGUCGAUCCUGUCGUUGAUGACGCACAACAACGUCUACAUCAAGACGUGCUGCCUUCACACGCUGCACGCGUUGCUGUCGGCGCCGCGCGCCUUCAGCCACGUGAGCGCGCCGCUGUGCGUGCGGCUGGCGCGCGCGCUCCUGGCGGCGCGCCCGGCCGCGCACGACGCGCAGGUGGGCGCCUGGGCCGCCGUGCUGCAGCAGGCCUACUGCUGCCUCGCCGGGCUCGACUUGAACCUGUGUAUACCAAAUCUGUCGAUGUUUGUGACCAUCUGUGUGUCUGAGCUGUGGCUCUCGGACGUUGCGGAUGUCAAUUCAGCAUCCACCAACGCCUUGAAGGCCAUACUCAUAGACUGCGUGAAACCGGCAAUAGAAUCUGACGAAUGUUUGGUCAAACACAAAAGCCACAUCGACAAUAUCUUCAAGACAAUCGGCACUGGUCUGGACAACCCCUUCAACCAAGCCAUCAAACACGUGAUACUUACUAUUGCUGUUUUUUUAGAGAUAGGUAACGAAAAAGUCGCUUACGCAAUGGCACCCUUACUCAAGAAACUAAACGAACGACGCGAAAGUCACAAUUUCAGCAAUCAAAAAGAAGCCGAAUACGCCACCGGAGCUGCGGUGAAAUCUCUUGGACCGGAAUUUGUUCUAAAAGUAAUCCCACUAAGAGAUGGUGAUAAUAUAAACUUAGAAAGAAGUUGGCUACUACCUGUUUUGAAAGAGAAAAUCACAAACUCGAAUCUCAAAUUCUUCGCAACAGAAAUUUUGGAAAUGGCGACGUUUUGCAGGAAGAAAUCUCGUGAAUUCGCUGAAAACAAAGAAAUAGCGUUAUCCCAUACUUACGAACUAUUAUGUAACCAAUUCUGGUCGUUACUACCAAGUUUUUGCAAUCAUCCCAAAGAUAUUAAGGAUAACUUCAAAAUCUUGGCCAGAGUUUUGGGUAUUGUUUUGAAGGAUAGUGCUGAAUUUCGCCUUUCGAUUAUGCAGGCUCUAAGGAAACUUAUCGCUUGCUCAGAAGAUAACGAGGAUGAUAGGAACGAAUUGGCUAGAUUUGCUAAGAAUUAUUUGCCAAUUUUGUUGAAUAUUUACAUGACGCCAGCGAAGGGAAGUUCAGCUGAAGGGCAGAGAUUGGCAGCUUUGGAAACUAUACAGGUAUACCUAACAAUAAGCGAUCAAAAUUUAAGACAAGAGUUGUUCACAAAUGCUAUGCAGCAAUUAGAAAAAUCCGAUGACAAUCACUUCCAAAGGGAAUCAAUCUUAGACGUCAUACGUCUGCUAGUACUCUACCAAAACAGCGAACAAAUAGCUAAUCUUUUUGACAAAUGGGUCUUCCCAUUAUGUGAGACUGUUUUAGAAAAUCCCAAAAAGUUUAAAAAGUCCAAGAAAGAGAAAAUGGACACCGAUGAAGCAAACGCAGAAAAUACUGAGAAAAAAGUUCAAAUGAGAUACAAAGAUAAAGCGAAACUUUUAGAAAUGGAACAUAAAAAGGCUUAUCGCAUUUUGGAAGAGAUUUUCAAAAGUGAUAAUGAGAGUUGUAAAGAAUUUCUGUCGAAUAAUUACAAGAAGAUUAAAAAGUUAUUGAUGUCGUCACUUAAUAAAGUAGCUGAUAGCAGUAAGGCUGCGAGAUUACGGUGCAUAGAACAUUUAAUCAAUAUUUCACCGAACCUGAAUGCUGAAAGCAAACUAAUAAAGAGCGCUAUAGCUGAAUCUGUGAUAUCCACGAAAGACAUCAACUCUAAGUGUAGACAGUGGGCCUUCAGCGUCAUCAAUACUGUUGGGAAUGUGCUCAAAAACCAAGACGGAGGUAUGCAAGCUUUCGUCACACUACUCCUCUCCGGUUUAUCAGCACCCUUGCCUCGUAUUAGCAGUGCGACAUUACGUGCUGUAGCGUCGGCUCUGUUCACCUUCAGUGAGGACAUGGGUCUGGAGACCGUCCAGGGUCUAUUGGAGACGGUCACUGAACAAAUGCUCACCAAUAACAGGGAGAUUGUCUCCGCAGCAAUGAGUUUCCUUAAGGUAUACACAAAAGUUUUACCAACGGACGUCCUAGCUGGCAGCUUACCACUAAUAUUCAAAACUCUAUCAACAAUGUCAGAUGACUGCAAGCGUCACACUAGAUUAGAAAUAGGGUAUUUCCUUAGUAGGAUGAUAAGGAAAUUCGGCGCUGAGUUCAUAGAGAAAUUGAUACCAGAACAAGAUGUGGUCAUGUUGAAGAGAUUAAGGAAUUUGCGCAAAAUGGAUAAUAGGAAGAAGAGGAUGAAGGACGGGCAGAGAGAAGAAGAAAACGACUCGGACUUUGAAGAUAUCAAGGGCACUUCAAAGACUUUAGACGAUAUCCUCAAAGAUUCUGACUCUGAAAUGGAAUACUUGGAAGAGGAGCGUCCCAAGGUCAAGGCGAAGGGUAGGAACAAGACCUGGAUCCAGGAUGACCCAGAAAAUAUUGUGGAUCUGGCUGACGUGUCUUCAGCUAGGAGGAUUACAGCGACCGAUCCAACGCAAAAGAAGCGAGUCAUUGAAGAGAAAAAGAAGAAAAAAGAUGGCGGCUUCAAGACCGCUCCCGACGGACGACUCAUCAUCACUGACGAUGCGUCUGGUGACGAUGAAGGUGAUGAUGAACCGAAGCCGAGCGGAGAUAUUGACAGCGACACUGACGAUACAGAUAAUGAAGAAUCAUCCAAGCCAUCGAAAUUAUUAAAACCGGGCGCGAAACGUCGCUACGAAGACAUCCUUAGUGUGAAGAGCGGUAGAAGUAACAGAAGUCGCGCGUCUACAGCUGUUAUGUCUAAGUACAAGGCUGGCGGAAAGGGUAUACACAGGCCACUCGGUUCAGCGGCCUCCGUAGCGUCAACAGUGGGCACAGAGUAUAAAUCUAAGAAAGCGAAAGGCGAUAUUAAGAAAAAGGGCAAGCCCGAACCGUACGCUUAUCUGCCGCUGUCGAGGAAAAAUCUUAAUAAAAGGAAAAAGGCUGUAACAUCGAAACAAUUCAGAGGAAUUGUUAAGUCAAAAACAAAGAAUAUUAAAAUUUCGAAAAAGAAAUAAUUAAUAAA
Melitaea cinxia (Glanville fritillary) is the source of this 4197-nucleotide messenger RNA. RefSeq names its product RRP12-like protein. The record is from RefSeq and is a predicted model, not a curated record. The coding region runs from base 83 to 4189 and encodes 1368 amino acids. The transcript has 19 exons. NCBI's taxonomy places the organism in Eukaryota, Metazoa, Arthropoda, Insecta, Lepidoptera, Nymphalidae.